Molecule: messenger RNA, 579 nt
Organism: Lactuca saligna
Lineage: Eukaryota; Viridiplantae; Streptophyta; Magnoliopsida; Asterales; Asteraceae
Source: the annotation of a GenBank genome assembly
AUGCAUUUCUUUUUACUGCUAUUAUGCCCACCCAGUCGGAACUGGAGCAUAUUCAUUCUCAAGCUCCAGAAUUGGUCACCACCGUUGAACCGUCGAAGCUCCAAACGCCAUUCCACCAGUCUUGAUGACCUUCGUUUAGCUGAAAAUCGAUUUGAUACUCGACUGUUCUUCGACUUUGUGUAUACUCGAUUGUUUAAAUUCAACCGGCGGUCGCAUCCCUUCUCUAAAAUUGAACGACGGCGCCCUGGAGAUCUGGAUUUUCGUAGUUUAGCAAGCCAUCAGUUGGACGUCCCUAACGCAAUUGGGAAGGUGAUAUUCCCUUCUUCUCGUUCUCAUCACGGAAAUAUGGAGGAUGAAGGAUUACUGGUGGUGAGAAGCAAUGGGAAGAGGAAUCGUGAGGAAAAUGAGAAGGAAUGGUUCAAGUACCUGAGACUGGAAAGUAGAUCUCCUCCGAAGUUGAUGAGGAAAUUUUGGUUGUCGGAUAUCAUCGCCAGGUGCGAACACAGGGUGUUGACAGUGACGGUGGAAAAGAUUCCUCCGCCACCCAAAUCCAUGAUUGUUGAAGUAGCAAUUUCUUGA